AUGGAUACAAUAUUAUCCCGAUUGAAGCAGCUCAGCCCUGAUGAACUGAGAGAAGAGAUUGUGAGGGCAGGACUGAAAUGUGGGCCCAUUACUGCAACUACGAGGUUUAUUUUUGAAAAAAAAUUGGCCCAGGCAUUGUUUGAGCAGCAAAGAGCAUUGGAAGGAGAAGGAUCUGCUCCGUCAGAGGAGGCUGUGGGAAAUGUCCCAACUGCAGCAGCGAAUCACAACGGCCAUGGAAGUGCUGCUGAAGAGACAGACUUUGGGUACUCCAUGGGCCUGAACCCUCCCGAAGAAGAUGCUGUGACACACAUGAACUGUUCAGCUCCAGCCUGUGCAGCAGGGUGUGUUGAUUCACAAAUCAGUGCUCAGACACCAUCCAGAAAUCCUCCACUGUUCUAUGGUGUUUGUCCAGUUUAUGAUGACAUCUUGGCAAGGAAUGAGAGAAUACAUGUGUAUGAAGAUAAAAAGGAAGCUCUCCAAGCUGUUAAGAUGAUUAAGGGUUCACGUUUUAAAGCUUUUACAAACAGAGAGGAUGCUGAGAAAUUUGCUAAAGGGAUCUGUGAUUAUUUCCCAUCUCCAAGCAAGUCCUCUUUAUGUUUGUCUCCAGUGAAAAUGGGAUCCUUUAACAGAGAUGGCUUGUGCUCCCCUGAGACCGAAACUGCUAAUAAGGAGAGAGCCAACAGCUAUAAAAGUCCACGGACUCAAGAUCUCACUGCUAAACUUCGGAAAGCUGUUGAGAAAGGAGAUACAGCAACUUUCUCAGAACUUAUCUGGAGUAACCCUCGCUAUCUCAUCGGGUCAGGAGACAACCCAACAGUUGUACAGGAAGGGUGUAGGUACAAUGUCAUGCAUGUUGCUGCUAAGGAGAAUCAACCUGGUAUCUGCCAGUUACUGCUGGACACUUUAGAAAACCCUGAAUUUAUGCGGCUCAUGUACCCGGAUGAUAACGAUGUCAUGUUGAAGAAUCGAAUCCAGUACAUUGUUGACCUUUACCUUAACACUCCGGAUAAAGGGGGCUUUGAUACUCCAUUGCAUUUUGCCUGCAAGUUUGGCAAUGUGGAUGUUGUUAACGUGCUUACCUCACACCCAGCUAUUGUAAAAAACCCAAGAAACAAAUAUGAUCAAACUCCAGCAGAAGUAGUUUGUGAAAGAAGCAAGAAUAAAUCUGCAGAAUUGAAAGAAAAGCUAAGAGAGUACUUGAAAGGCCAAUACUAUGUACCACUCCUGAGAGCAGAAGACAAUUCCUCAGCUCCCAUCAUUGGCACCCCAUGGUCACCUGAUAAGACAGACGAUGGCCCCCAAAGAACUUCAUCGAAAUACCCUGGCAACCCCAAAGAUCCAGUGUUGUCCAUAAGAGCUUUUGCAGGGCCCAUGAGCCCCUCAAAGGCUGAGGAGUUUCGCAGGCUUUGGAAGACUCCACCUCGAGAGCGAGCUGGCUUCGUCCACAACGUCCGGAAAUCUGACCCGGAGAGAGGUGUCGAAAGGGUUGGAAGGGAGUUAGCUCAUGAGCUGGGGUUCCCAUGGGUUGAAUACUGGGAAUUUCUGGGCUGUUUUGUUGAUCUGUCUUCCCAGGAGGGGCUGCGAAAAUUAGAAGAGUACCUGAGUCAUCAUGAAAUGAGCGAAAAGGCUCAGCAAGAAACAGGGGAAAAUGAAACCUGCAAUAGAUAUAAAACUCCACAUCCCUCUGGCAAGAGUAAAAAGUCCUGCAAUUCCAUUUCUGUGGGAGCAUUUUUGGAUGAGGAUGAUGAUGACAUGAGCUUAGAAGAAAUUAAGAACAGGCAGAAUGCAGCACGGAACAUCAGCCCACCUGUGGUGUCCAAGGAACCCAGCAUUGCUGCCAUUGGAGAUGCUGGAUGUGACAUCCUGUCAAUGGAGCGUGCAGUGAACAUCAUGGAAACGUCGCGUCGCCCUCGGCACUACGAGAAGGCAGAUUCUGCCAGCAAAAAUGGGUUCUGUAACACGGUGUCCAGUGAAAGGAUAAUCAGUGACAGGAAGCACAAAGGAGGAGAAUGCCUUGUAUCGCCCGUUUCCAACUUAAUGUCAGAGUUUGAAAGCCUGUCAUUCCAGGAGCAAGAAGCUGCAGGAGUAUCUCAUCAACUCCCUGAAAAAACUGGGAAUGAGGGAAUUCUGGACAACACCUGCUAUGCAGCAUCACUGGCAAGUUCUCAGCCAAGUGUUACAGGUGAACCUGGAGAGACCAAGUUAAGGACAGAACACAGAAUUCCAUUAGAAAUGGAGAGACUGUCCAUGGAAUCUGGAAUUCAGGCUAAGGAGGCACAACAACGUCAAGGACAUUUUUCACAGAAGCUUCUUUUGAAGGCUUCACUCACAAAUGGCAACUCUAAAAGUUUUGUCCUUGGGGAGCAGCCCUCAAAGCUGGAUGGUGAUGUCUUAGCAGCCAUAGAAGCAGCAGAGAUUGAUCCACAGAAAUACCCAAUGAUUUACAAAUGGAAACACAUGGUGCAGUCAUACUCCUCAUCUGACAGGCAAAGUUGGCCAAGUCCAGCACUGAAGGCAAGAUUCCAGACCCAAGCCGCUGCUGCUGGCCUUCCAAACGCUCCAGGGUAUCCAAAUUCAGGAAGAAAUAGUCCUAUACCAGGAAGUCCAGGAAAACACAGCAGUGCUGCCUCGUUCUCUCCGGAGCGUGGGAGUCCUGGGCGCUACAGCCCAGCCUGUGUCCACCAGGCUCUGCUAAAACUGAGGUAUUUUGCAGAGCCUCCUGCCCACUAA
Acanthisitta chloris (rifleman) is the source of this 2730-nucleotide messenger RNA. It is a transcript of the gene ANKLE2, whose product is annotated as ankyrin repeat and LEM domain containing 2. Lineage: Eukaryota; Metazoa; Chordata; Aves; Passeriformes; Acanthisittidae. The record is from RefSeq and is a predicted model, not a curated record. Gene Ontology annotation, molecular function: protein phosphatase 2A binding. Gene Ontology annotation, cellular component: endoplasmic reticulum. The transcript is spliced from 13 exons. Gene Ontology annotation, biological process: negative regulation of phosphorylation. Bases 1 to 2730 code for a protein of 909 amino acids.